This is a messenger RNA of Armigeres subalbatus, 780 nucleotides long. RefSeq lists its product as uncharacterized. The record is from RefSeq and is a predicted model, not a curated record. Lineage: Eukaryota; Metazoa; Arthropoda; Insecta; Diptera; Culicidae. The transcript has 2 exons. The coding region runs from base 17 to 748 and encodes 243 amino acids.
UGCAACCAUCCAAAACAUGGUAAUGAACCAUCGAAGUUCACGGAAUUUAUUAAUUAAGAAUGGUAAGUACUCAAUCCAAAUUAUAACGUUUUGGGUGUUUACAAAUUGGUCGAUUUUAGCUUGUCCGUCUAUCCGCAAGCCUCCUGUUCCGGACAGCGACAGGAGUGCACGAGCGACUCGGUAUGAGCGGAAAAAGCAAAAGGAGGUGGUAACAGCACUUCUUGAAGCUUUUGAUAAACAGCAAUUGAGCUUGGAUCAAAAAACAGACCAGCCGCCAACACCGGUGAUUUCACCACAGUCCGAACCACUGUUGAAUAGCCCGGAACUUUCACACACUGAUCAUGCUGUUCAAAGCCGACCAAAACAGCUGGAUUUUUCGACACUUCCCCAAUGCGAGUCCGAUGUUCCCGACUAUCUGAACUGUGCACAAUCAAAUAUGGAUGUCCUUUUUCAAGCAAUAGAAAUUGCACAAACAUCCGGUGCUAGAUUCAAUUCGGACCAGAGCACAAUGCUCAAAUGCAUUGAUCGAAUCGAAACACCACGAGAAUUGACGUCAGGCUUGGACGAUUCUGGUGUGGUUGACGUGGAUGACAAUUCUAAAUCGUUCAGCAAUAAUAAUUGCCCAUCCCCAACGCAUGCUAAAGUUCAAAGAUUGGAGUGUCAAGUACUGCGAUUGAAGAAUCAGCUUGUAUCGAAGAAUCAAAUGGUUAAAAUGCUACGGAUGCGGCUAACUCAUUUAGGGGAAUAAGUGGCAUUAUGACCAUCCGGAGACGAUUGGAC